AUGCUUAAAACCAUGGCGUUUGUGCAAUCACUGUCAAAGACUGUCUCUGUUAUUGUUUUCGGUUUUGUGUUAUUGAAUUGCUUUGUUGUUGACAAAUUUGGAUCUCAUGCUCAAGUAGUCACUCCACUCUUGCCACAAGAUGAAGUGCAAAUUCUUGAAACAAUAUCCAACAAAUUGAACAUCAAGAAUUGGAGCAUUGAUCGAACUUCUUGCGGUGGUGCACAGUGGAACCAGACCAUCGACAGCGACAAAAUUCAAAGCAAUGUUACAUGCGACUGUAGAUUUGAUAAUGGCACCGUCUGUCAUGUCACUAACUUCGGAAUUUCGAAAUCUUACUCAACUGCGCGAAAUGCCUUAGCAGAAUUUUGUUGCAGCACCAAUGUGGUUGUAGAAGAUUACCAAUCCUUUUACUCUAAGAAUUUGAAUUUUAGAAUGACUGAGAUGAAGCAUCUUUCAUUGUACAGUGAUCUUACUCGCAACUAUAUAAAUGGAUCAAUCCCUGCAAGUCUUGCUCAGCUCCCCAACCUUCAGAGUUUGUCUCUUCUGGCAAACCGUCUCACUGGUUCGAUUCCUCGGGAAAUUGGCAGCAUUGCGACACUUGAGUCACUGGUCCUGGAAGAUAACCUGCUAGGAGGGUCUCUUCAUCCAGACCUUGGAAAUUUGAGAAGCUUGAAAAGACUUCUUCUUUCGGCAAACAAUUUUACAGGAAGAAUACCCGAUACAUUUGGAAAUUUAAAGAAUUUAACUGAUUUUCGGAUAGAUGGAAGUGAACUGUCAGGAAAGAUUCCUGACUUUAUUGGGAACUGGACAAACAUUGAGAGAUUGGAUUUGCAAGGAACAUCCAUGGAGGGUCCUAUUCCCCCUACCAUUUCACUGCUAAAAAAUUUAACAAAUUUGAGAAUAUCGGAUUUGAAGGGAUCGAGUCCAACUUUCCCUAAUCUACAAGCUAUGACAAACAUGAAAACACUGAUUCUGAGAAAUUGCUCAAUGACUGCUUCAAUCCCAGAAUACAUUGGAAAUAUGGCAGAGCUAGAUACUCUAGAUUUGAGCUUCAACAAGUUGACAGGCCAAAUUCCUGACCCAUUAGAGAGCUUGACAAAGCUACGGUUCAUGUUUCUGAAUGACAACUUACUAACUGGAGAAGUGCCUGGUUGGAUAUUGAACAGCAGGAACGAAUUGGAUUUAUCUUACAACAAUUUUACUGGGUCAGCUCAACCAAGUUGUCAACAGCUACCAGUGAACUUAGUUUCUAGUCAUGUAUCAACUGGGAAAAACAAGUAA
Dovyalis caffra is the source of this 1281-nucleotide messenger RNA. The record is from the annotation of a GenBank genome assembly. NCBI's taxonomy places the organism in Eukaryota, Viridiplantae, Streptophyta, Magnoliopsida, Malpighiales, Salicaceae.